UGACAUGUUCGAACUUUCCAAAGAAUGCUUAGUGUAUUUAUGAGUUUACCCACAUGCUUUCUCUUGACUCCGCUUUGCUAUCAUAACAUCUUUGAGUGUGGACCAAACCUUUAGAGGGGACAGAUGUUGUCAUGUCAUUGUUCCACUUUGCUGUUCAGAACAAGGGAAGUCAUUGAAACAAACAGCAUAUUUUGAAAGUUAUCCGUUUUUAAACAAUGAUUUUUUUUUAGGGUUUUCUAAAUAUAUUUUUAUGGCUAUUUUUUUAAACCCUUCCGAUGACUAAGACCCACAAGCCACAGCGGCCCUUUGAAAUCAAAUCGAAUGUCUCUGUCGCCUGUCAUCAGUUGAUGGGAGUGAGAAAGAGAAAGAAACAGAAGACAAGCUCUCCCUGCUCGGCUGCACAAGACAGAGGAUUUGCCACCUCGUCUGCCGUCACCUGCCUCAGUCCCAACCAUGCCGCGGUCGUUCCUCGUCAGGAGUAAAAGGGCCCCCCUGCUCGGCCUAUCGAAGGACCCCUACAGACAGCACCAGCAGCCCCAAACAGACUCCAACCAGCCUGUGCAGCAUGAGGCUGGACGGAGCAGGGGGAGUCCCGAGGAGGCUUUGAGGUCGUUGCCCCCCAGGUUAGGGCUGAAGGGGGAUGCAGUCUGUUCACACAGGAACUUCACAGAGGAACCUUGGCCUUCAGUCCCCGUGGAGAACAGCGGCGUCCCUCUGCUGGUCUCGCCCUGGGCGGCGGACAGACACCAGGUCUCCGAGCGAGAGAGACAACUGGAGGGACUGGUCUACCUGUUGCUCAACCACGUGUCGCACACUGACCUCAAAUCCCCCGUCGGCGAGUGUCCGCUCUGUGGAAAGUCUCUUUCAGAACUUUUGAAAUCCGGGGGUGACCUGCAGGCUCAUCUGCACAACAACGUCUCUGGCCCAUUGUCGAGAUCUCCAGCCGCCACUGACAUGCCCCUCGUGCCCUUUGGCUUCAGAGCGAUAGGCGGCUACGGCAGAGCUAAGGAGCGCAGCUUCAACUGCAAGGUGUGCGGGAAGGCGUUUAAGCGCUCAUCCACCCUGUCCACGCACCUGCUCAUCCACUCGGACACGCGGCCCUACUCCUGCCAGUACUGCAGCAAAAGGUUCCACCAGAAGUCGGACAUGAAGAAGCACACCUUCAUACACACGGGUGAGAAACCACACGUGUGCAAAGUGUGCGGGAAAGGGUUCAGCCAGAGCUCCAACCUCCUGACCCACAGCCGGAAGCACAGCAGCUACCGGCCCUUCAGCUGCCCCGGCUGUCAGCACAGCUUCCAGCGCAGGGUGGACCUGCAGCGCCACCAAGAGGCGCACUGCGGCUAUGGCGACAUGCACUCUCUGAGCAGAGACCACGAGGCAAUGGGGUGACGGCCAAAUAGCAUUUGUAAAUAAUGUUUGAUAGUUUCUCACGUGCUGCAAAAUAAA
This is a messenger RNA of Pungitius pungitius (ninespine stickleback), 1449 nucleotides long. RefSeq names its product zinc finger protein Gfi-1-like. The record is from RefSeq and is a predicted model, not a curated record. NCBI's taxonomy places the organism in Eukaryota, Metazoa, Chordata, Actinopteri, Perciformes, Gasterosteidae. Bases 454 to 1392 code for a protein of 312 amino acids. The transcript is spliced from 6 exons.